CGCAACAUCAAAACAGCUAUCAAUCCACGACACUAUUUCUCUAAUCCUAAACAACUCAUAAGAACACGCCAUCCGAAGUAAUCUCAUCACAUCCGCAGCCAUGUCCAUGCGCAUCGCCCCCGCCUCCGGCCACUCCUCCCUCCACUCCCACCUCGGUGCCAAAUCCGCCGGCGCCCCCUCCGCCCCAGGUCUCCACGACACCCUCCGCGUAGGCCUCGGCCCAACCACCCACGGCUCCUCCGAAACCCUCCAACUCGACUCCGCCCACCCUCUCGAAUCGCGUCUCGCACAAUGGACCGCAACGCAGGACAGCCUGAAGCUUGAGGGUCUGCGGAGGACAUUCGGCAUGGCGGAGCCGAUUCGUCGGGGCAUGGAGCUCAAGAUCACGAGAGAUGGAGAGUGGCGCCCGUUGGUGCUGGGAGGUGGACAGCCGAGUGUUCAUGAGGAUAUUUUGGCGGGCAGGGAUACGGGGUGUACCUGGGAGGAUGUUUUCCAGGGGACGGAGAUGAGGGGGGUGCAGGGCUUCCAUGAGGAGUUGGAGACGAAGGUUAGGAUGGGACAGCAGUAGAUGGGUGGUGAAGUGGAGGUUGUACGAAUAGCCUGGCGGAUAGAUGGAGCUACAUGGUAUUUGCAGGAAGCAUUGGCGAUGGUUUUCUAGGACGGGAUAGGAAUGCAAGGAGUCACAAAUACAUUUCUAGUCACAAGAAGGAAGAGCGGAUCACAAUCAGGGACGAAGACCUGAGAAAAUGACCCGCUUGUCUAUCAUAUGGAACACGAUCCAUUGAAUAAUUCAUUCGCUGUGCCUUUGUAACACCCCAUGGACCUCUCUGCCCUCCCAUACCUGUACAAUUUCAGAA
Messenger RNA from Pseudogymnoascus verrucosus, 857 nucleotides. RefSeq names its product 20S proteasome maturation factor (gene UMP1). NCBI's taxonomy places the organism in Eukaryota, Fungi, Ascomycota, Leotiomycetes, Thelebolales, Thelebolaceae. The coding region runs from base 101 to 568 and encodes 155 amino acids. The transcript has 2 exons. The record is from RefSeq and is a predicted model, not a curated record. Gene Ontology annotation, biological process: proteasome assembly. Gene Ontology annotation, cellular component: nucleus; cytoplasm.